Messenger RNA from Myotis davidii, 1391 nucleotides. Its product is annotated as glycine N-acyltransferase. Bases 13 to 900 code for a protein of 295 amino acids. Lineage: Eukaryota; Metazoa; Chordata; Mammalia; Chiroptera; Vespertilionidae. Gene Ontology annotation, molecular function: glycine N-acyltransferase activity. The record is from RefSeq and is a predicted model, not a curated record. The transcript has 5 exons. Gene Ontology annotation, cellular component: mitochondrion.
ACACCUGCCAAGAUGCUCCACUUGCAGGGCCCACAGAUGCUGCAGAUGCUAGAAAAAUCCUUGAGGAAGAGCCUCCCUGAGUCCUUAAAGGUUUAUGGGACCAUCUUCCACAUGAACCAAGGAAACCCGUUCAAGCUGAAGGCUCUGGUGGACAAGUGGCCUGAUUUUAAUACAGUAGUUGUCCGUCCUCAGGAGCAGGAGAUGGUAGAUGACCUUGAUCACUACACCAAUACUUACCAAAUCUACUCCAAGGACCCCAAGAACUGUCAUGAAUUCCUUGGCUCACCAGAAGUCAUAAACUGGAAACAACAUUUGCAGAUUCAAAGUUCACAAUCCAACCUGGAUGAGGUGAUAGAAAAUCUUGUAGCUGUUAAACUGAGUCAGGUCAAGCGAACACAAUGCUUCCUCUAUAUGAUCCUUCAGACAGCAAAGAAAUUGGUUCCUUCCCUGCUGAAUGCAAAGAAGUUAUCUCCAAGUGGGGGCACACAUGAUUCCAUCAACCAAGAGAUGUUUAAACUCUCAUCCCUGGAUGUCACACAUGCUGUCCUGGUGGAUAAAUUCUGGCAUUUCGGCGGCAAUGAGAGAAGCCAGAGAUUCAUCAAGCGCUGUAUCCAGACCUUCCCCUCCUUCUGUCUGCUGGGGCCCGAGGGGACCCCUGUGUCCUGGACCCUGAUGGACCAGACAGGAGAGCUGCGGAUGGCAGGCACUGUGCCUGAGUACCGAGGACACCGUCUCAUCUUUCAUGUCAUCUGUGCCCAGAUCCAGGCUCUGGAGAAACUUGGCUUCCCCAUGUAUUCCCACGUGGAUAAAGCCAACCACAGCAUGCAAAGACUGAAUCUCAAAAUCCAGUGUGUCCCUAUGCCCUGUGACUGGAACCAGUGGCAAUGUGUGCCUCUGUGACAAGACAGUGUUGGGUGGACUGCUCUUGUAGCAAGAGGAACGUAUGGAUGAAUGGACAGAAAGAAUACAUUGUCAUCAGUGGUAAUGAAGUGGUCUCUCAGGACAGGGUCAAUCUUAAUACUCCACCUUCCUAGGCUCUCCCUAGCUUCCUCCUUGGAAAGCUUCCCAGCCAGCAUAGCUCCCAUAUUUCCAGGGUUUUCUCACACUUCAUAUCAGUUGCAUGUUUUCCUAUGUUGUCCUUCCUGAAACCCUUGUUCAUUGAUGGACUCUUGCCAACUUGCCAGGAGGUGGUAAUUUUUGCUGGGUUCUAUAAUUUUUCCUUCUGGCUUUCUUUUUAAUGUUGGCAGGAGAGUAAUCUGUCUUUUCAGCUGGUCAUCCUUCCCCAGGUCACAUCUCAAGCCUUAUAUUAUAAUUACGUGAAAUAUAACACACACACACACACACACACACACACAUAUCAUAUAACUUGAGGGUAUUAUGCAAAUGAAAUA